This is a messenger RNA of Trichechus manatus latirostris (Florida manatee), 2561 nucleotides long. RefSeq names its product secernin 1 (gene SCRN1). The coding region runs from base 97 to 1341 and encodes 414 amino acids. The transcript has 8 exons. Gene Ontology annotation, molecular function: dipeptidase activity; cysteine-type exopeptidase activity. NCBI's taxonomy places the organism in Eukaryota, Metazoa, Chordata, Mammalia, Sirenia, Trichechidae. The record is from RefSeq and is a predicted model, not a curated record. Gene Ontology annotation, biological process: proteolysis.
GGCGCAGUGAUCGCGGCGGCGGCAGCACCCGCGGCGGCGGCAGCACCCGCAGCAUCCGCACCGCAGAGCCGAGCCUGGAGCCCGCCACCCGGCAGGAUGGCUGUAGCUCCUCCAAGUUACUGUUUUGUGGCCUUCCCGCCGCGUGCUAAGGACGGUCUGGUGGUAUUUGGGAAAAAUUCAGCCCGGCCCAGAGAUGAAGUGCAAGAGGUUGUAUACUUCUCCGCUGCUGACCAUGAACCUGAGAGCAAGGUUGAGUGCACUUACAUUUCAAUCGACCAAGUUCCGAGGACCCAUGCCAUCGUGAUAAGCAGACCCGCCUGGCUUUGGGGGGCAGAGAUGGGAGCCAAUGAACACGGAGUGUGCAUAGCCAAUGAAGCCAUCCACACCAGAGAAACCGCUGCUGAGACUGAAGCCUUACUGGGGAUGGAUCUGGUCAGGCUUGGUUUAGAAAGAGGGACAACAGCUAAAGAAGCCUUAGAUGUUAUUGUCUCCUUGUUGGAAGAACAUGGACAAGGUGGAAAUUAUUAUGAAGAUGCAAACUCCUGCCAUAGUUUCCAAAGUGCAUAUCUGAUUGUGGAUCGUGAGGAAGCCUGGGUGCUUGAGACCAUAGGGAAGUACUGGGCGGCUGAGAAAAUCACAGAGGGAGUGAGGUGUGUUUGCACUCAGCUUUCGCUCGCCACUAAGAUUGACGUGGAGCAUCCUGAACUCAGGAACUAUGCUCAGAGUCAAGGCUGGUGGACAGGAGAGGACGAGUUCAAUUUUUCCGAAGUGUUUUCUCCAGCUGAUGACCAUCUAGAUUGCUGUGCAGGGAAAGACAGCUUAGAAAAACAAGAAGAAAGCAUCACUGUGCAAACUAUGAUUGACAUCUUACGGGACAAAGCCAGUGGAGUCUGUAUAGACUCAGAAUCUUUCCUCACCACAGCCAGCACCGUGUCUGUCCUGCCUCAGAAUAGAAGCUUGCCCUGCAUUAACUACUUCACUGGGACCCCAGAUCCAUCCAGGUCCAUAUUCAAGCCUUUCAUCUUUGUUGAUGAUGUAAAACUUGUCCCCAAAACACAGUCUCCCAGUUUUGGGGACGAUGACCCUGCCAAAAAGGAGCCUCGAUUCCAGGAGAAGCCAGAUCGCCGGCACGAGCUGUACAAGGCCCACGAGUGGGCCCGUGCUGUCAUUGAAAGUGACCAGGAGCAAGGUCGAAAGCUGAGGAAGACCAUGCUGGAACUAGAGAAACAAGGCCUGGAAGCCAUGGAAGAAAUCCUGACCAGCUCUGACCCUCUGGACCCCGCCGAAGUAGGGGACCUUUUCUAUGACUGUGUUGACACGGAGAUUAAGUUCUUUAAGUGAAGUAAGCAUUCUCUUUCCUCUUCUUAUUUAAAACUUCCCACCUUACUAAAUUACCAGCAAGACAAACCACUCUCCUGUUUGAGUAAAAUGAGAAAGUUAAGAUGUGGUCUCUUUUUCUGAAGCCAAAUCGAACUGUGAAGUUGUGUUCUGCCUUGAAUCUCAAAACACCCCCUUCUUCUGCAAUGUCUGUCCCCUUCCUCUGCAAUGGAACAUGUACCCCAUUAGCCUGUUGUUUGGUUGUGUGACUAAUUGUGGAUUUUAAGCUGCUAUUAUUGUAUUCCAGUGACAAUGGACACAUUAGCCUUUUCACAAGAGGACUGGAGGUCAUCAAGCCUUGAAAGACAGUCCCCACAGUGUUGAGUUUGCAGGAAAAGCAAAAUGUUUUAAAGUCUUACUUUUUCUCUCAGUCACAACUUUUUUUCUAGGUUAGCAAAAGGCAUUUCUUUGCUGGUCCAGAGUUCUUGUGUGCAUGGUUCAGGGAGAACCUCACUGGCUUCCCUUCACCUGAGUGCAUGCCUGAAGUGCAUAAUGUCUCCAUAUGGGUCCUCUGAGGGACAGAACUAAGAGAAAAGGACAAAAGGGGCUCCUCUCCAUUCCCAGCUAGAUCCCAGUUUCCAUGAUCCUGAAGAACCUGUCUUCCAUGCCCUGUGCUUUUGUGUGCUAGACCUACAGAGCUACUUAGGGUGGGCAGAGAACUGGGCUUCCGUGCUAGCUGGAACCUACUACCCAUUUUAGUGAUGCAGAGGCAGCCGUGCUGGUGACUUCCCCGAGUCACCACAUGGAUCUCUCAAAGGUACGGCUGCGCUCCUGCUACAGCACACACCUGCCACAUGGACUGGGCCUUGUGCAGAAACAAUUCCAGGCCGAAUUACGAAACUUCUAGUCUAGGAUUAAUUAAAUCGCCCUGGGGGAUAGUUUCACCCCGCAAAGCAACAAAUUUCUUAGCUAAUGAGGGAGAGAAAAGGAGAAACUCUUGACUGUCUAGUUUGCUGUUAAAGUAGCUGGAAGCCGGGGAGUCGCUACAUUAUCUCGGCAGAGAGACUUUAAUUAAACGAUUUGUUUCCAGCGUAGUGGUCACGUAAAGGAUUUGGCUUCCAUCAGAGCAUAGAAGUGUGUGAGGAAGACCAAAUGGGCUCAGCAGUGGGAAGACAGAGGGCAAGAAGGCAACAGGUGGAUGUAGAAGCACUUCGCUGCAGGAUAACAGUCCAACACUUGCCUUC